AUGGGAAAGAAGAAACCAGAUAGUUUCCUAAGUUAAAUGUCUAAGUUGUUUAAUGGCGAGAAAAUCAUUAAAUUAACAAUUAAGAGAAGUAUGGAACUUAUCGAUAAUUUCUAGAUUUGAAAGAACAAUAUCCACAACUUCGAAAGAGAUUGAGAAGAAAAUAGAAGUAGCAAUUAUUAAAUGAAAUCAAAACUGCCAAUGAUGUUAAUGAAAUCAUCAUUAGGUCAUAAACUCAGAAAUUAACAAUUUCUACAUCUUCAAAUAAAUAGUAAAUCAAUAAAUUUGCAGAUUCUUUGUCGAACAUAUAUCGCUUAUAUUGUCAUGAUCAAUAGAAAUAAAUUAAAGUAAGUCCAUGUCUAUUUAGAAAAAACCUGUGCCAUUGCCAACUCAGCCCAAUCCAAAAUCUAAGACUCAAUUGAGAUUGAAAGCCAAGAAAUUGAGAAACAAAGAAAGAAGAUAAAAAAGAAAUGAAAUAUCAAAAUUAAAGAAAAAGGAUUUGCAGAGACAAAAAACAUUUGCAAGCAAAAAAAGAGAAGAUUAAUAAUAAUGAUAUAUA
Messenger RNA from Paramecium octaurelia, 556 nucleotides. Lineage: Eukaryota; Ciliophora; Oligohymenophorea; Peniculida; Parameciidae. The record is from the annotation of a GenBank genome assembly.